This is a messenger RNA of Rotaria sordida, 778 nucleotides long. NCBI's taxonomy places the organism in Eukaryota, Metazoa, Rotifera, Eurotatoria, Philodinida, Philodinidae. The record is from the annotation of a GenBank genome assembly.
AUGAUAUUCGAGAAAAAAUUUCAUAGUGCAACUGUUAUUGUUAAUGAUAUAAAACGUAAUUUAGCUAAUCUUGAAGAUCUAUUAAGUCAAUGUUCAAUUGAAUCACGAACACGAUAUGAUGGAGAUAUAACUGAAAUGAGAGAUCAAUUAGAACGAAUGAUGGAAGUGGAAAAACGUCUUGAAAAUAUUGGAGAUGUUUAUUUGAACACAGAAGCAUUAAUUAAAUGUUUAGCAACUUAUUAUUUAUAUGAUUUACAAUCAACUGAAGCAGCAUUAGAAAGUUUUCAUCGUAAAUGGACAUCACUUAAAACAGAUAUUUUACGAAGUGAACAAAUUCUUCAUCAAAAUAUUAUUAAUAAUUUACCAUCAAGACAAGCUUGUAAAGAAAUAAUUUUAUUUAUUGAUGCAAUUAAACGUUUAUUGGAUGAUGAUCAUGGUGCACCUAUUAAUAAUAGAGAGAAACUUUACAAAAAUUACUUAAACGAUAUCGAGUAAAUUAAUCUUGUCUUAUUCAUUUUUGUUUUCGUAAAUAAACACUUACAUAAUUGAAUGAAGCAUAAAUCGAGCAUGAUAAAAGUUUGGUGACUUUGUUUUGCAUAUACCUUCGUCAAUGUGUUUUAUGUUAAGAUAUCUUCGUCUAAAGAAAAAAAAUCUAUGUUCACCUUAUAGCUCUUUUACCUGAUAGCAGGAUUUUUGGCGACUACUAUGCUACUCAAUUAGAUUGUAUUAAGUUGUUGAUAUUUGAGCAGGAAUCAGUGAUUAUUUCUGUUUGAUGGUU